GAAAGAUAAACAAACCAACCCCCUUGUCCCUGUUUCCUUUCCGUAGUUUGCCCAAACUGUGAAGCGUUGUCUCUUUGACGGACAGUAGGGAGACAGCUAGUGAAGGGGUGCACAAUUAUGAUAUGAUAUGAGUAUGGAUCUUCAUCAGCCGCACUUGAUCAGUGACUGCCUUAUCCAUACUUUUACAUUCCUGACUGAGGGAGAUUUAACCAGUGCCUCCAGUGUGUGUAAGGAUUGGAACGAAGCUGCAGAGACUCCUUGGUUAUGGAGGAGGAUGUGUCUGCAGCGCUGGAGUUUCUGUAGCCUUGCUGUCUUGGGGAGUGAACAGGUUAAUAACUCAUGGAAGAAAUACUUCCUGCGACGUUGCCACUUAGAGAUGAAGAUGACUAAAGGCAGGUCAGGAGGUUACACCUGUAAAAGCCUCAGAGGACACACAGGCAUGGUGGUAGGGCUCGUGUACCUGCAGGGGAAUCCAGCUCAGCGUCCGGACAUCUGGAACAGCCGUGCCACUGUGUGCAGCGCCUCGACUGAUGGUACAGUCCGAGCAUGGGACAUCCAAAAUGGGGAACUCCUGUGGUGCAGUCCUGUGCAGAGUCCUUUGACAGCGAUCGUGAGUGAUGAACAGCAUAACGUUGUGAUCACAGCAGACUCCACAGGCGUCAUCAAGACCUGGCAGAGUCAGAGCGGCCAGGAGGUGGCCUCCUUCUCUACUGCAUCUCCACACUGUACAUUACUACAGUACAACAUCAACAGCAAUUGGUUUCUGACUGUUGGAACCAGUCAGGGAUCUGUGUGUACCUUAGCUGAUUCAGCUUUGACUAAAAGGUCCAGCGUAAUGGUGUGUGACACCUUUAAAGUCAACACUCUCCUCGUUUCACGUGACAAGAAAUGGAUCACUGCUGGAACCAAGGACAAUGAUGAUUUAAGUCCAAAGGUGAUUUACACUGAGAGUUUGACAUCACCGUCUGAGGACGAAGAUCCUCUGUGCCAGUCUGUUCCAGUCACUGGGUGCCAGGCUGCUGUUUUCAUCCCCACCCAGUCUGCCAGGCUGGCCAUUAUCCAUCACAGCGAGCACCCAAACAACAAAGCCCUCACUGUCUUCGAUGUCAGCAUUAAAAAGACUAAGUACAAGUCAGAGAUCCAGGUCCAGCAGGUGGAGUCCUUCCCCCUGACACUGAACACCAGCGCCUCACAAAUCCUUCUCGAGGCCGCUGACAGCGACUGCUUAGUGUUGGCAGCUGGUCGGGAGCUCUGGGUCUACUCUCUGAAAGGAGCCCUGCUCGCUAGCUUUAAAGAACACACCAUGCCUAUCUCUUCUAUAAGCGUGAAUAGCUUUCGUGUGGUGACAGCAUCUCAGGAUCUUUCCUUACGAGUGUUGACAUGGAGACAUGACAGAGACCAUGGAUUGACCCUGGAGAGCCAAUACCACUUACUGGGAGGCUCUCACACAAUGUCCAGAGGGUUCACUCAUGUCGCCUGUGACUAUUCCAGCAUCGUGGCCUCAGCAGAAGGGAAAGACGGGAAAGACGUCCUAAAAGCGUAUUCUUUCACCUCCUGAGUGUCGCUGCCCCACAAAAAGGUGGCGACAAGCAGUUUGCACAACCCACUGGAAGGAGUAACAUUUGCUUUUAUUAUGAAGUGUUCAUCAUAUAUACAGACAUGAGGAUGUUCUUUGGUCAUUUCUAUGUUUAGAGCAAUCAGAAUGUGACACUUAUUACAGAUGAGAAACACUAUGUUAUGGGAAAGGCAUUGAUACAGUUAAGAAAUAAAAACUCUGUAAAGUUACAAUGAUAAUGUUUUGUCACUACGCUUUUGGAGCUGAGUUAUGUCACUGUUGAAUAUGAUCGGGUCUUAAGGCAUAAAGUUUGCAAAAUAUGUUACAUAUUAAAUCAUUUUGUCACAAGGCA
Molecule: messenger RNA, 1907 nt
Organism: Cottoperca gobio
Lineage: Eukaryota; Metazoa; Chordata; Actinopteri; Perciformes; Bovichtidae
Gene: fbxw12
Product: F-box and WD repeat domain containing 12
Exons: 10
Coding region: 128-1558 (476 amino acids)
Molecular function (GO): protein binding
Source: RefSeq, a predicted model, not a curated record